AUGAAGAAGGCUCUGAUCGCAGCCCUGCUGGUUGCGGGGGUUCUCCCCCAGUUGCCGACAACUAAGGCAGGCCCAAUGACUCACCUCGUUGACAACCAGCCCCGGCCAACGAAGAAAGGACAUGCUCCGCCGCCUCAGAAAAAAGGCGAAACCGUGGUCAAGGAAAUAAUUGAAGUUUCCAAGCUACCCCCGGCUCCACAGAAAGCACAGCCCGUUUGCAUAGUUCCAGCUCUUCUUGGCAUUCCGUCAGUGAACUCGUGCAGAGAUCUCGGCGUCAUUGGCUCUGCAGUUGGAACCGGGGUUGUGCUGCAAGAAGAAUACCAGGGGUGUGAUCUCCUGGAUGACUUAUCCUGCGACGACGGUUCCGGCCAGGGCCUCGAAGUAUACCGACAGAGGCUCCAGAAACACGGAGCCACAACCACAGCAUCUGUUUAUCAGCCGCAGGGUGUCGGCCCUUGUUUGCGAGUGGAAAGGCUUCCAGACAGCUUGAGGGUCACUUCCAGCUUCCGUGGAGAAAUUGUAUGCUGUCGGCCCAUAUGUAAGCCAACCACUACUACAACUACCACGACUACGACCACAACGACGACAACCACAACAACCCAGGAGGCCCUGCUACCCCUGGAGGAGAACAGGGCACCCCAGUAUGUCCCGACUUACACUACAACCCCAGCUCCAAUUUUUAUAAAUCAGUCCAAUCAAGGGAUGAAUGAACAGCUUAUGUUUCGAGCCGCGGCCGCGGGGGAGAUGUGCGUAAUGCCGCAAUUUCUGAAUCUUCCACGAGUGGCAACAUGCGCUGAUCUUCGAGAUAUCUCAAUGUCGACGAGCUACGUAUUCCUAACAAACCAAAAGGCGAUUGACUGCCAGUGGGUCGAAGAUGUAACCUGUGGCCCUGAGUAUCCAGGUUUGGGUGCGUUUCUUGAUGCUGGAACUCCUGACAACACGUGUCUGGCUGUGAGACAAGACGUAUGCAACGUGAGCGUUGUGGGCCCCUAUCCCAUUCUCAGCCGUCACCUGAAGGGCGCCUGUUCUUCACACAAAGGAAAAGAGUCUCACGCGAUGAUGCCGGUCACUAUGAUGAUGCCCGUUCCGGGCGGCAAAAAGGGGGGUCACCAUCGUAGGUUACAGACCGCCGGGUCCCAGCCAACUCCUGAGGCUGAUCAGUCGUCCUUCCAGAAUAUGUUGGAUUCAAGCAUAGGAGAGGAUUACGUUGUCCAAGUGGGACUUGAGGAUAUUUUUCCUGAUACGCAUAGCUCCGAUGAAGCGAACACUCGGGCGACGACCUCAGAAGUACGGGGGGUUCAACAUGAAUCCGCGGUUAGCCGGGGUCUCGGGAAAGGUGCUCCGGCCAAGGGCAAAGGAAAGGGCGGUGGAGUGUCGGAUACACUCGUCGUUUGCUGUCGUCUGCAGUGUUUUGGAGGAAGCAACACCGCCGCGUACGCUGCCUUGUCUUACAACCGCCAGUCGUAUCAGCAGCAACAACAGGCAUCAGCAGCAGGGGGAUAUGCUCAAGCCGCUGGAGCCCAGGGUCAAGUAUCUGGCGGGUCAGGUUCACAGUCCCAGAACAACAUGGGUUCAAAUAGCGGAUAUGGACAACCUCCAGCAAAUGCAAGAGGAGCAGUGGGGGCCGCCGGUAGUGUUCCGUCGCUCGGGAACUUAGGAGCUGCUGGAACGCCUCUAAUUCAGAAUCAGUCAAGUAUGCCAGUCGCAAACACCUCGGCCGGUAGCGAUCUGUGUGACCAGCGAUUCGCGCAAAUUUGCUCUCUGGCAUCGCCUCUACGAGGCGAAAGAAUAAUCUUCGACCAGAGAUGUGCGGGUGCGGCGCCGUUACCCGGAUGCUACGCAGGCGGCAUUUCGCCGUGUUGCAGGAGUGUGAGCAAGUAUGAGCUCAUAUAA
Messenger RNA from Neospora caninum, 1893 nucleotides. RefSeq lists its product as hypothetical. The coding region runs from base 1 to 1893 and encodes 630 amino acids. Lineage: Eukaryota; Apicomplexa; Conoidasida; Eucoccidiorida; Sarcocystidae. The record is from RefSeq and is a predicted model, not a curated record. The transcript has 3 exons.